UUUUACCUCGAAAGUUUGGGUCUUCUUCCCGCAUUGGCCGCAGGUUUGGUUGCUUAGCAUCAGGGGGAAACAUCGCAGGUUGUUGUUUUGUUUGAACACUAUCGAGAGGAAGAGGAGGAGGAGGAGGAGGCGGAGUUUUGGGUUGAGAGCGGUAGAAUAGGUAAUCCGACUUCCGGCUGGAUAAGUGAUCCUUUUUUUUGAAUCGCCAGACGCGGAGAGCGGAGAGCAACAGGUGAAAUGGCAAUUGGACAGGGCGACGAGAAGAAGGGCUCCCUUGCCAGGAGCUUGAGCUGCUCAAACUGCGGGAGCGGCGCAAUAAUUUUUGGGCGGAAGAGAGUCGCCGUCUCGCCGACUCCGGGCUCCCGGAGCCCGCACUCGCCGACGCGCACCCUGCGCAAGCAGCGCAGCGUCCGGUUCCACAUGGAGGACGACGGCGUCAACCUCUUCAACCAGCUGUCGCUAGAUGUACUGGUUAUGAUCUUUUGCAAGGUGAACCACAGUGAUCUGAGGAACCUCCUCCUGACAUCGAAAUCGGUCAAAGAAGCGACCAUCCUUGCUAGGGAGCAGCAUUUCAAGUUCUCGACGCCGCCGGCGAAGUCCGGUUUUAGAGACGAGGAAACCGGCGGCGGCGACGACGACGACGAGGGCCCCGGCGCGCCCAAGCAACACAGGGUUGCGAGGUCGCGCCUGGGGGACACGAACCUGUCGAGCAUCGCCGUCAACCUGUCGGCGUCGUUCGAGCAGAUGUAAAGUAUAUAUAUAUAUGGCGCCACAGGUUUUCAGUUCGCGCUUCUGUUGGCGCGCGUGUAAUCAGUAGCUUCAGGUUAGAAGGUUUUAAGUGCCUCUUGUAGCGCACGCCAUAGAGAUUAGGUAGUGAGAAACAGUAUACUCGUAUGCGUCAUUACUAGUCCUAAGUUAAGUAUAAUGUAUAAAGAUUUUCAAUGCUUUGGUUGAAGAACACACGCCAUAUGUCGUCUUCUCCGAUCUGUAAGUUAUUUGGCAUCGAAGAGAUGUCUCCUCUCUUAUGUGUAUGCUCUUAAGUCUAUGAUCUUUUGUAUACUACUGAUGCUGGAUGCUUCUUCUGCUUUAAAGUC
Molecule: messenger RNA, 1094 nt
Organism: Zea mays
Lineage: Eukaryota; Viridiplantae; Streptophyta; Magnoliopsida; Poales; Poaceae
Source: RefSeq